AAUGUGGUUAUAAAUUCAACUCAUUAAAUUUAUGGGUACUUAAGUUGUCUCAAUUACAGUUAUAAGGUUUGUGUAUUCACAUUUCCGGCCUACGCGCUGAGAUGAGUUAUGAAACGAGCGACCUGCAACAUCGACACGAAACUUCCGUGGCCGCUCUAGACAAACGACUGAUCCCCAGUAAAGGAAAACUGUCGUCAGAUCUUCAGGAAAGGUUGCUGCCUAUACCCAAACAAGAGGAAAAUGUCGAUGGUUAUGCGUGUCAUCGAAUUCGACCACUUUUCAAGCCAGAUCAUUCAGUAGAUGAAAACUUAAUUCAAAAACUUCGCGAUGCGUCUUUAUCAGUAAAUAUUAAUAAACUGCCAUCGGAUCAAGUUAGGCAAUUUCCCCUUAACGUUGUGAAUACGUUCUCCUGUUUACGCAAAAGUUCGAAUGAUGAUGGCAAGCCCAUGGAUUGCUCUUCAGAUUCGGAACGAAAUUUAUCUUCCAAGUCGUGUGUUCGGAGCCAAGCAAACGCCGUAUCGGAAAACUUACGUUCGUCCGCUUCGACCAGCCGAGGAGCAACGACCGCCGCAUCUAAAACCGAUGCGGAAGUUGCUUGGGGCGAGGCCAGUAAAUGUAUUAACGGAAAUCCCAUGACGGGAUCUGGUCUCUUCGGUAUCGUGCAAGAAGCUUGUGCCAAACACAACGUCAAGUGGCCUGUUGAAUGUCAGGUCGUUGGUCCAGCCAUCCAGCACCUCGUAGACUGGCCGUUAUAUCCAGAGCCGUUUUACCGCGCCUCUGGCUCAGAACUUCGACCACAACCCGUUGGUGAUGAAACCGGCCGCGUGGUGUACAACUACAACCCCACCAGCGCGGUGAACUAUUUCUCUCGGUCAUGCGUCGGUGGCAACAAGCACGUGAGCGACGAAGUGCGACCACCACUCACAUCGGAGGCCGACAGCACACUGCAGUUCGAAUCUCGCUUCGAAAGCGGCAACCUAGCAAAGGUGAUCCAAGUGUCGGAGUGCUACUAUGAACUGCACCUGAGAUCAGACCUGUACACGGCCCGCCACACGCAGUGGUAUUACUUCGCUGUCUCCAACACACGCAGGAAAAUGACGUACAGAUUUUCUAUCGUGAACCUGAUGAAGUGUGACAGCCUCUACAACCACGGACUGCGGCCGCUGCUGUACAGCGAGAAGGAAGCUCAGCUGCACGGCGUGGGCUGGAGGAGAUGUGCUAGUAACAUCGUCUACUUCAGGAACCAGGAUAAGUAUGACCCCAGCUGCCUGGACAGCGAUGACGACGAUGCAGAAGAAGAAGCUGCCUCCUAUACCCUCACUUUCAACGUGACGUUCCCUCACGACCACGACACUGUAUACCUCGCCCACUGCUACCCUUACACCUUCUCCCUCCUGCAGCAGCAUCUCCUCGCCAUCCAGAACGACCCAGCGAGAGCGAGCGUGUGCAAGCAGCGCGUGAUGUGCCGCACACUAGCGGGCAACCCCGUCACCCUCCUCACCAUCACCAGCAACCAUCCCGAGGACGAGGGCAAGAAGAAGCGCGCCAUCGUGCUGACGGCGCGCGUGCACCCCGGGGAGACGCCCGCGUCCUGGAUCAUGAAGGGUGCCUUAGACUUCCUUACCUCGGAUAACCCUCGUGCCGUGGACCUGAGACGCCAGUUUGUGUUCAAGAUUGUCCCAAUGAUCAAUCCUGAUGGAGUUAUCGUCGGCAAUCAUCGGUGCUCGUUGGCAGCGCGUGACCUGAACCGACAGUACAAGAUGGUCGUCAAGGAGAUGUUCCCUUCUAUAUGGAACAUCAAGGCUAUGGUCAGGAAGCUGAUGGAUGAGCACGGAGUGGUUAUGUUCUGCGACUUCCAUGCGCACUCGCGCAAGCAUAACACGUUCCUGUACGGCUGUGAGAACAGGAGAAGUCAUGAGAACCAUCUCAGAGAACAGAUCUUCCCGCUGCUGCUACACUACAACGCUGGCGAUAAAUUCAGUUUCCGCGGAUGCAAGUUCCGCAUCCACCGCAGCAAGGAGGGCACCGCUAGGAUCGUCGUGUGGAUGAUGGGUGUGCUACACUCCUACACUCUCGAGGCUUCGUUUGGUGGGGCCACCCACGGCACACGCGCCCACACCCACUUCACACUCCACGACUUCACUACACUCGGCCUACAGUUCUGUGAAACUUUACACACCUACUUCGACCCACUGCCUGUUAAAGAAAAGCUACGCCACAAGCUCUGGGCGCGUCUCGUCAAGAAGGGCUCCAAUGCCGACGAACCAACGGCCGUCGAUCUCAGUGAUUCAAACUCCAGCAGCGACGAUUCAGACAAACCCCCGACAUCAUCGUCGGCCGCUGCUGGCCGCGCCAAAAAGAAGAAAGCAGCGGCGUCCAGCAGCUCCAAUGCGGCCAAAACGUCCGCAAGGAAGCGAGCAGGAAUGAAAGGAAGCAACUCCGCGGUAGACAAACUGUCGCGAAACUCAAAGAUGGACAAACAGUGCUUAUCUCCAGGUCAGUACGAUGACGCUGGUAUCGGUACUAGUCUGGGCCAUCAUCUCUCGUAUUCGUCUUCAUCUGACGUCCCUAAAACAUACAUCUACGAUCCAACAACAUUGACUUUAGUUCGUCGAUCUUUGAACCGCCGCUCGACAGGUUCAUUGGACCUCCCAGACCACCAGUCUUCUGUAGAUCAGAGGAAUUUCCUGUCUCGGGAAUUGCUCAGCGAAGAAUGCGUCAGUGAUGCUCUGGUCAAACCAAGAUCAAAUUCGCUCAGGGUAAGGAAAGGCAAGACCGGCAAGAAAUCUCGACCAGCCUCAUCUCGAAAUCUCCCACCAAAAACGGACGGUUCUCUCAGAGACGAAACAUCCUCCCCCAGAAUCAGUUCAGCAAACGCUGCUUCUCCCUCCCAAUUCAAGGAUUCUUCUGCUGUGCGGAUUCAUCGUGGUCUUGAGUCACCAAAUCAUCGUGGUCUUGAGUCACCAAAUCAUCGUGGUCUUGAGUCACCAAAUCAUCGUGGUCUUGAGUCACCAACUCAUCGUGGUCUUGAGUCACCAACUUUAAUCAUAAACCAGAGUCCAAGCUUGUCACGUAGAACGGCUGUGACUCCGGCGCUGAUCCAGCCGACUGACUUGCCCUUCUCGCCAGAGAACAUGGGAGCCACUGGAGGCACAGAGUUCAGCAGAGCCACGCAAGCCAAGACCUACAUGGAGAGAAUGAGUGAGAUGAACGCCAGGCUCGCCGUCAGCGACCAGGAGGAUGAGAACGUCCGGUUUUGGGACUUCGACUCCUGCCACGACAGUCCGCGCUGCAGCGGAGUUGUUAACAAGAUCCUGUCAUCUCCGCGCAGCAGCUCCCUCAGAAUGUGUGGUGACGCUGAAACGCUCGGCCCAGUAGUGGGCAAAAAUUUGUUUUCCGACCUACAAAAAUCGGUCUACCAUCCAUCCAGACGAACCCUCGUUUCAACGACCAAGUCGCCACGUCGUGCUCUGCACCGAUCUUUGACGAAUCUCCACCCUUCCUCGACCUCACAUGUUACACGACUGCAUUCUCCACCGGUUCUUCCCCUGUCUACUUACACUUCGCAAUCAAGACUUGAUGUGAAGCCAAGAUCAAAUUUCCGAAGCCAGUUUGCCACUCAUGAUAAUGGACACCCAGAAAAUUAUUCGAAUUCAACUCUCCAUGUGAAAAUUGAUUCGGAAAUUGAACCAACUAAUUCUUGGUUACCGAGUGUUUUACAUGAUAAAGUAGAGACGUAUAAAGCGCCAGCUUAUUUUAAAUCUGAUUUUAUUGCGAAUAAAAUCGACAUUCCCGUGUACUAUUCGACAGGGAAUCUUCUAAACCUUGACUAUGUUGAUCCCAAUGCGAUUGCAAACAGGAGAAUAAACAGACUAAUUGAAUCCUCGGGUUGUGCUUCACAUCCUGGCAAUGAAAGUUCAUCCAGUGACUCUGGUUAUCGAAGCAAGCGAAGCCAGCAGCAGAAAAACAAGAAAAUCAGCCACAAAUUCUCGGAGGAAGCCAUCAAUUCGGCACGGAAAGACGAUGACGGUCAACUAUGCCCGGAAAUCGAGACUGGCGACACUCUCUUCCUUGAUAUCAGAGCAAAAGAGCCUCCAGAACUCUUGGCUGUCAAGAACCUGAAGGAGAAGGUCAAAAAGAAGAAAUCAAGUAAAGAAAAAUUAUUUGCCAUUGACGCCGGGAUUGGGGGACCAACUGAUCGUGGUGACUCAAUGGAGCCUUCGUCUGCAUUACGACCGCUGAACGACGUUUCUGUUUCAGUGGAAAAAGUGGAUCAAAGUGACGAAGCUACAGUCAAAAUACGCAAGAAGAUUAAAAUCGUUAUUGGCAAGAAGCCUAAGCUGAAAAUUGUCCGCAGAAAAUCACUGAUCGAUAGUGGGACAUGAAUUUCGUACGAGAAAGUUUAUCUAGGUGGAAAUUUCUGAAAAAAAUUAGCAAGAUAGCUUGUAGUGUCGUUACGAACUUGCCGCGCAAGAUGUACCGAGUAAAGAGAGCGCAGCCGUGCACCACCAAUUUUGUGCACCAAUAAGCCCUGAAUCG
Messenger RNA from Hyalella azteca, 4539 nucleotides. RefSeq lists its product as uncharacterized. NCBI's taxonomy places the organism in Eukaryota, Metazoa, Arthropoda, Malacostraca, Amphipoda, Hyalellidae. The coding region runs from base 102 to 4385 and encodes 1427 amino acids. The record is from RefSeq and is a predicted model, not a curated record. Gene Ontology annotation, biological process: proteolysis. Gene Ontology annotation, molecular function: metallocarboxypeptidase activity; zinc ion binding. The transcript has 18 exons.